AUGCAUAAAUUUGCUAAUGUUUUUUUCGUACUGUCACUUGUUGAAUUGUUAGCAGCGCAUCAAGCGCCCUCAUUUCCGGGCCACAAUGCACAGAAACCUCCUGAUGUUCAUCACCAAAGACAGAUGAAUCAACAGCCGGCACCCGCUCAACCCAAUACACCUCCUCAAGGUGCUCGAGAAUUUGGUGGCGAACAAGUGAAAAAUGUCGAACAUAUCAAGGAACAUUUGGAUGGAAAAGUUGAUCCGACUGCAAAUAUGACCCCUGAGCAGUUACAGUUUCACUACUUUAAUAUGCACGAUGUGGAUAGGAAUGGUUUAUUGGAUGGCAUUGAAUUAAUAAAAGCAAUCUUCCAUUUUCACGAUGAAAACGCUGAGUCUCGACAACAAAGCACUGGACAAAUGCCACCAGUGCUGUCAGAAAACGAAAUUGAGCGAAUGCUAGAUCCAAUUUUUGCUUCUGAUGAUCUUAAUCGAGAUGGGUACAUUAGUUAUGCAGAAUUUUCAAAAGCACAAAAACAACGAGAGGAACAAGUUCGACGUCAACAACAAGCACCACCUCCACAGCAAUAA
Messenger RNA from Thelazia callipaeda (thelaziosis nematode), 570 nucleotides. The record is from the annotation of a GenBank genome assembly. Lineage: Eukaryota; Metazoa; Nematoda; Chromadorea; Rhabditida; Thelaziidae.